AGGAGGAGGCGGAGGCGGCGGCGGCAGGGGGAGUGUUAUCUACCCUUGCUAUCACAGGACUGCUCGAUAGGUGAGAUAGCGUGUCGAGAUAAGGACAGCUAGCUCGAUACCCGACCCUCACAGCCGCUAGUGUUCCGUGCACCGCUGCUCUGGUCGUGUACCCGUGUACCACUGCACCGCACUUUCCGUACCUGUCCCUGCACCUGUGUACCCGCACCAACGACUCCGCAGGCUCCAUGGGGUCGUGAUCCUGCUACCUGGUCGUUAUUGUGGUCGUGGCGGUGUUUGUGGUGGUGGUAAUUGGCUGCGUCAUCGGCUGUGGUGGUGGUGGUGGUGGUGCCUGUAGUGGUAUAGUUUUUGUGACGUGGUGGUGGUGUCUGUGGGUGUUGUAUACUCUUCCUAACUGUCCAUAAUAUCUGCUACAUGGUGGUGGUGGUGGUGGUGGUAUGAUAUGUGACGCUGGCCGUGAGAGCUGUCGUGGUUUUAAUUUGAGUUUCCGACAUUCCGGGCCUGAACUUUUGUCAUUAUCGAGUGUCCUGUUGUUAUCGAGUGUCCUGUUGUUUUCUUGCACGUGUCUGCGUCCACCACGGCUACAUAUCGCUACUACCCCCUGGCGCUGCUUCUUUAUUGGUUGCAAUCUGGGGUAAACGUAUGUCUUAAAUGGUAACCAGAAAUUUGUAUUGGUGCUACAGACUCUAAUAUGGAUGAAGCGGCCUCGUGUGUGUGUUGGAGCAGAAAAUAAGUUAUAGGAAAAGGGUUUGUUAUUGGGCGUCAGCCGAAGGAGUGAAAGAAAACGGAGGACCACAAGGUGAAGGGAAACUUAGUUAUAAAAGAGCCACAAGAGGAUAAGUGGAAGGUGACACUUGAGGAAGAAGAAAAAGAUAAAGAAUACGAGCAAAAAAGUAAAGCACAAAAGAGAAAGAAAAAGAAGAAGAAGAAGAAGACUAAACAAGAAAUAGUAAACAAAAAAAAUAGUCACAAAUCAAGAGAGAGAGAGAGAGCGAAAGAAAAGAGAGAGAAAAAAAAGUAUAUAGAAGAGAGAAAAUUAACAGAAAUACAAGAAAAUCAACACCAACAACAAGACCAAAUAUCACCCCCCCAAAAAAACAACAAAAAAACAAAAGAACAUCAGCGAAACCAGCCAAUGGAAGGACUCAUGUUAGCACCGAAUAAACCAGGACUUGGAAACCUCAUACACGCAACCACCACCACCACCACCACCAUCAACAACAAUAACAUGAGCGGUGGUGGCGGAGGAGGAGUGGGAGGAGGAAUACCAGGAUUAGUCAGCGGUGGGAGUGGCUACCUGGGCAUGAACAGCCUCACUGGGAUCAGCAUGGGAAGCAGAAGCAGCAGCGCAUCGUCAGCAGAGCGCUCACUCCUGCUGGGGGCGCUGGCGACUCACAUGGGUGUGCUGGAUGCGAGGGAGAAUGACGCCCAGACGAUCAUCAGGAAGUCGGAGCUAUGGGACGAAGUUACGAGGCAGUUCAACGCGCAGACCCUUGCCCCUCGAUCCCGCCAGCAGAUCCAGACGUUGUACAAAAACAUGAAGGCGAAGGCGCGGCGUUAUGAGGCUCGUCUGGCGGAGGUGGCGAGCGGUGUGCCUCCCCCUGACCCCGACCCUAUAUCGGAGAUGCUGCUCGGCCUCCUCCACCAGCAAAUGCAGCACCAGCGGCGCCACCUGCAGCGUCUGGCCGUGAUCGACAACUUCAGCCACGCCCUCACGCCGCCCGGCCACACCCUGAGCGGCGAUGGCACCAUGAAGCCCAUGAACUCUCACAUGGACACGACCCUCUUGACCCCCGAACAGGUGAUGCAGGUGUCCCUCGAGGAAGGACUCGCCACGGACAUGGAGGUGAAGGAUGAGCCUCAGGACCACACCUUUGCAGCCUCCCCGGAGUGCCAGCUGCAGAAGGCCGAGGAGGAGGAAGAGGAGGAGGAGGCGGAGGAAGAGGAGAAAGAGGAGGCGGCGGGAGAAAACAUUGAGGAGGGGGAGUCAUCUCUGGAUAUUUUUGCGAACCCUGGCUUGACCUCUCCGCGCCCAUCGUCUGAAACCCCCACUUCUUCAUCCCAGCAGCAAGGGUUUCUAGCAGGUGGAGCAGCAGGGAUAGAUUCAAAUGGGCAACAGCACCACCAGGACGGGACAACACAAAGGCCCUUCCAUUCUUUUACCUCGGCGGGCCAGACUUUUGCGCCUCCCGCCUCCCGAGUCCACAGCUCUGGCGUUCCCGGCAGCACAAACCACCGGGCGCCCUCCCCCAAAAUCCCUAUCUUUCUUCCGUUCCAGUCUUCACCUUCCCCGCAUGUCCUACCUCAUGGGCUCCCCUCACGGACGCAUCCUGGGGCCAGCGGUGAGGCAGAUCUUAUGUCCAUGUCCGCAAAGAGACCCAAACUGGAAGGCGUGAGUGACGUGGGGCGGUUUAGAGGGUGUGGGAGCAGCCUGACCUCCCGCCAUUACAACUGCUGCUGCCCCGACCUACACGCCACCCAGGCCGAGCAGGAACACCACCUGAGGAUGAAGGUGCUGAAGGAGGAGUCUGAGGCGAAGGCAAAGGAACACGCCGCGAGGAUGAGGAUUCUUUUGCUGGAGGAAGAGCUUCUUAGAGAGAGGCUGCGGGUGAUAGGGAGGAGAAGCGAGGGUGUGCAGGGGAUGGAAGAGGAAGCUGGUGGUGUUGGUGGCGGUGAUGCAGGUGGUGGUGAUGAGGGUGAAGGUGAUGUGUGAGGCCUUAACACUGUGCUGGCUGGAAAGACUUUGGAGCUGCAUGUGUUGUUAUCGAGUCUGAAGAAUAUUGGAUUAUUUAAUGUUUAUCUAUGAUGGUGAACGCUGAGUAUAAGCUUUUGAGUUGUUAUUGUGAUAUUUUUUCUCUGUUACUCUCCAUGAAAAAAAGAUUAGAUGUUAUGUAUUUGCUGCAGCCAUACAGUUAUACAUACGCGUUUAUAUACAUACCCUUCCAUUUUUUAUUUCAUCUAUGGGUCUGUAACCUGCACUUCCUUCACCCACUCAUAUGAAUGUAACUUCAAUCAGCUAAUUAUUGACUAUAGACUAUAUCGUCCCCCACUCAGAACACUUCAACUAUUGCUACUCUGGUUUAUACAUUUCUAUCAGCAAUACACAUGGACAGAGCUUUAUCUUGCACUUCAUCAGCUACACGUUUGCAAAUACUCCUUCCCUGAAUUCAGCAUCAAGCACACCGGAGGCACAUUCAGUAAGUCACAUUUGUAUAUAUUUCAAUCAUCUGCAAAUACGGUCAUUUCACAAACAACACAUAUUUAAAUAUUUUCCUAUAAGCUCAACUCACUCGCAUGGAAAUUCUACAUUCGUUCACAUUUUCCCCUCCAAACAAGAGUCACAAACUUAUCAUCAUUUCCAAGCUCCUACACUCGUAAACACUCGCCCAAGCAUCACACACACGCCGUUAGGGAAGUAUACAUAUUCACGCCUCAAAUUUUAUCCACCCAACCACGAGUUAACUAUUUUUUUUAUCCUAUCACCGUCUCAAGAGUCCAGUGACCAAUGUUUUUUUCCCUCUAUUUACACUAGAGCUCUCACUUUGUCCCCGCCCCAGCUGAUGCUCGUCAUUAAGCAACACAACAGUAUUUUCUAUAUUUUAAACACAACGCUCACAUAUGCGUUCCGGCACAAAAUAGAGGAGGUACGGAACGCUAAAACGUGAAGAGUAUAUAAACUGUACAUAUUCCUGUCCCAAAUGUUCUCUCAUAUCUGUUGUUUUGUACCGAGCCAAUCAGGGCAUUCACUUCACUUCCGUGUUAAAUAAACUGUAUCAAAGCCGG
This is a messenger RNA of Eriocheir sinensis (Chinese mitten crab), 3792 nucleotides long. RefSeq lists its product as uncharacterized. Lineage: Eukaryota; Metazoa; Arthropoda; Malacostraca; Decapoda; Varunidae. The coding region runs from base 1145 to 2722 and encodes 525 amino acids. The transcript is spliced from 3 exons. The record is from RefSeq and is a predicted model, not a curated record.